CAUAACAUACCAUACUCUCCCUUCCCACCUCCUCUCCUUCUCCCAGUAGAGAGAGGAAACCAAUUUCUCUCUCUCUAGAAUUCUAUCUCCUUCUCAUCUCCCUUUUAUCUUUCUAUCUUUACGUAUAUAUAUAUACGGAAAGAAAAGGUAGCAAAAAUCUAUAUAUACUUCUUAUAUAUAUAGAUCACGUAUAUUCCUGUAAGAAAGCUUUUGUGGUAGAUUGGACGGCAAAGAGUUUCCGAUUUGCGAGUUAUGCAGGCUGAUCAGACGGUGUUGAGCUUGAGACCAGGUGGUGGCAAUCGCGGUGGAAACAGAGUAUUCGGCCCGCGCUUCGAUUCCUCGGCGGCGGCGGCGAAUUCUGAUCUUCCGCUGCUGCGUCCCUAUGGCGGUGCCGGUGCAUCUUCGCUCCCUACUUUCAAGACUGGAGAGUCUCGAUUUGAGGGCCGUGAACGGAUCCGUUACACUAGAGACCAACUGCUGCAGCUAAGGGAGGCGGUCAGCAUCCCUGAGGAGAUUCUAAAGGUUAAACAAGAAGUUGAAGCUGAAUUUUUUGGUACAGAUCCUAGCUGGAGUCGUGGAGAAAACAAUCUCCCAAAUCAGGUUCAAAGUCGUUAUUCUGAACCAGAUAACCGUGACUGGCGUAACCGAUCUGCACAAGUUCCUGCCCCUACGGAGGAGAGAUCCUGGGAGGCAAUACGAGACAGAGACUUUGGUGGGCGGUUUGACCCUAAACAACAAGAUGUGAAUCAGUACAAUAAGACAGAGCAGCUGAGCUCGCAGUUUGCUAGAACCCAAAUUUCUUCCAACCAAGGGGUUGCACCUACUCUUAUCAAGGCUGAAGUACCUUGGUCUGCUCGAAGGGGAAAUCUUUCUGAGAAGGACCGUGUUCUGAAGACAGUCAAGGGGAUACUGAACAAGCUGACUCCUGAGAAGUUUGAUCUUCUAAAGGGUCAAUUGAUUGACUCUGGAAUCACAACUGCUGAUAUUCUGAAGGGAGUUAUCUCCUUGAUAUUCGACAAGGCUGUAUUGGAGCCAACAUUUUGCCCCAUGUAUGCGUUGCUGUGUUCAGAUCUAAAUGAAAAGCUUCCUCCAUUUCCAUCAGAUGAGCCUGGUGGAAAAGAAAUUACAUUUAAGCGCGUGCUCUUGAAUAUUUGCCAGGAGGCAUUUGAAGGUGCUGACAAAUUGAGGGAAGAGGUUAGGCAGAUGACUGCUCCUGAGCAAGAAGCGGAACGAAGAGAUAAGGAAAGGUUAAUCAAACUCCGGACACUUGGUAAUAUUCGUCUAAUUGGAGAACUUUUGAAGCAGAAGAUGGUUCCAGAAAAGAUUGUCCAUCACAUUGUUCAGGAAUUAUUGGGACCGGAUAACAAGAGUUGUCCUGCAGAAGAGAAUGUUGAGGCCAUAUGUCAGUUCUUCAACACCAUUGGUAAACAGCUUGAUGAGAGCCAAAAAUCAAAGCGUAUAAAUGAUUUGUACUUCAAUCGCUUGAAGGAUUUGUCGACAAACCCUCAACUGGCUGCACGAUUGAGGUUUAUGGUUCGUGAUGUUAUUGAUCUCCGUGCCAAUAAUUGGGUGCCAAGACGGGAAGAGGUGAAAGCUAAAACCAUCACUGAGAUCCACUCAGAAGCUGAGAAAAAUCUGGGAUUGCGGCCAGGUGCUACUGCUAGCAUUAGAAAUAGUCGGGCCAUGGCUGCUGGGGCUCAAGGAAGUAUUAGUCCUGGAGGCUUCCCAAUGAAUCGGCCUGGUUCAGGUGGUAUGAUGCCUGGGAUGCCAGGAACAAGAAAAAUGCCUGGGAUGCCUGGUAUGGAUAAUGACAAUUGGGAAGUUCCUAGGUCUCGAUCUAUGCCAAGAGGGGAUGGUUCAAAUGUUCAGACUGCUGGGCGUGUUCAGUCACCACUGAUAGGCAAGUCACCGGCAGUGAAUCAGCGGCUUCUACCUCAAGGUAGCGGUGGGUUCAUGGGUGGCAGAACUAGUGCCCUCUUGCAGGGCAGUGGUGCACCUCCUGCCCGACCCGCUAACUAUGGAGGAUAUUUGAUGGACCCUGGAUCUCAAGUUCCGGCUCCAUACAGACAGGCUCCAGCUGCUGCUUCUGCUACUCCUGUUACUGAAAAACCAAUUGCUCCUGCAAAAUCGAAUCCUGAUGAGCUCAAGAGGAAAACAACCUCACUUCUUGAGGAGUAUUUUAGUGUCAGACUCUUGGACGAAGCAUUGCAAUGUGUUGAAGAAUUGAAAUCCCCUGCUUAUCAUCCUGAAGUUGUCAAAGAGGCCAUUUCCCUUGGAUUGGAGAAAAGCCCACCUUGCGUUGAACCAGUUGGGAAACUUCUGGAGUACUUGUUUGACAAGAAGGUUAUUAAUGCAAAGGAUAUUGCCGCUGGAUGCAUCUUCUAUGCAGCAUUGCUGGAUGACCUCGCCAUUGAUUUACCAAAAGCACCAACCCAUUUUGGUGAGAUAAUUGGGAAACUUGUUUUGGCUGGAGCCUUGGACUUCAACAAGGUGGCAAGGGAUAUUCUGGCAAAAGUAGGUGACGACUAUUACCAAAAGGCCAUAUUUACUGCUGCUCUGAAGGUUGUCAGCUCUGAUCCUUCAGGAAAGGCAUUGCUCGAUUCACAGGCGUCUGAUGUCGCUGCCUGCGAGAGUUUAUUUUAGAGCUCACUCCUUGUUAUGGGAAUUACUGGAAACAUUUGUAACCUCAUAGAAGAAAUGUGCUAUUUCUCACCUUCGCCUGGCGCUUCUAAUUACACCGUACCGUUGAAGACCGAGCAGAGUGGGUGGAGCUGCGAAGAACAGGCGGUUGUGGGCUGUAUAUUUUUCUUGAGGUCAUAGAAGGGUGUUCAUUAGAGAAAAAGAAAUUUAAAGUUUAGUCCAUAAAGAUUUUGUUUCCCGAGUGGCUAAACAGACGCCUGUGGCUGCUCGGGAAUGAAGGGUCCUCUAAGGACCCAGUUGUUUUGUAUUUGAUUAGUUUUAAACUUUAUUUAUUCCGUCGACUUAUUAAAUUUUGUCAAAUUUGUGAGUCAUAAUGUGGCUAUGCACAAUUCUAAAAUAGAGAAUGUGACAGUAUAUUUUGUUUUAUUUUCUUCGAGGGAAGACAUCUAAUUUGCUUGAAGUUGAUUUUUCGGCUGAGAGA
This is a messenger RNA of Sesamum indicum (sesame), 3121 nucleotides long. RefSeq names its product eukaryotic translation initiation factor. Gene Ontology annotation, molecular function: translation initiation factor activity; mRNA binding; protein binding. The record is from RefSeq and is a predicted model, not a curated record. Gene Ontology annotation, cellular component: eukaryotic translation initiation factor 4F complex. NCBI's taxonomy places the organism in Eukaryota, Viridiplantae, Streptophyta, Magnoliopsida, Lamiales, Pedaliaceae.